AUGCACACCACGUUCUUUCUGCUGCCAGGAGCCACUGUUGCUCUCGUAAUGGGAGCCUCGAUCACGAUGCCCCGUAACGACGGUUACAAGAUUGAUGACUUGGGCAACGGCAUUUUCACUGCAUUUUUCAGUGAGGGCGGUCUCGUUAAUGUCACUCGAAUUGACGACAUUAAACCUCCUGUCGCCACCGAAAUCUUGCCUCGAAUUGGGCCAACCCGCCGAGACAUUCCAAUCACCAGGUUCGGUUGCUACCGUGAAUCCGUAAACCACGGCGACUGGGAGAAUGUCAGAGCCAACUUCAAGAACUUUUGCGACGGCGGAGCUGUCAUUCCUGGCGGCGGUCUUCGUGGGGGCGAGUUCGACGAAUUCCUUGAUUACAUCAAUAAACAUUGCGGGGGCUGGUAUGGAGGCUGGGUGGACAUGGACAGUUGGGCGAAGCAAUAUGGUAUGCAGCAGAAGGGCGAGGCGAUUUGCGGCAAGGCUGAUCGCGUUCAAUGGCGAAAGCUGUAA
Molecule: messenger RNA, 510 nt
Organism: Colletotrichum gloeosporioides
Lineage: Eukaryota; Fungi; Ascomycota; Sordariomycetes; Glomerellales; Glomerellaceae
Exons: 2
Coding region: 1-510 (169 amino acids)
Source: RefSeq, a predicted model, not a curated record